Molecule: messenger RNA, 1325 nt
Organism: Prorocentrum cordatum
Lineage: Eukaryota; Dinophyceae; Prorocentrales; Prorocentraceae
Source: the annotation of a GenBank genome assembly
GGCUGGCGCGUGUAGCGGUGCGACAUGUUGUCGGCGUGCGGUACCCGGUCACGCGAGGGCCGAACGCUGAAAAGGCGCGCAGCCCGAUGUACAUCCAGGUGCCGAGGCGAAAACUCAGGAGAACCGGAGGGCGAGUGAGGAGAGGAGGAGCGGAGGCGGAGGAAGAGGAAGGUGGAGGUGGAGAAGUCUGAGGAGGAGCGCAGCAUCAGGAUGCGGAGCUUUGCUCCGCGAUGGAGUGCGGAGGCAGCGAUGCGGCGAUGCGUUCUCGCGUCUCAAAAAAGGACCUGCCUACGAAUGGAUGGCUGGCGCCCACUGGUAGGCAGCUCCACCGGUGCGACAUGUUGUCGGCGUGCGGUACCCGGUCACGCGAGGGCCGAACGCUGAAAAGGCGCGCAGCCCGAUGUACAUCCAGGUGCCGAGGCGAAAACUCAGGAGAACCGGAGGGCGAGUGAGGAGAGGAGGAGCGGAGGCGGAGGAAGAGGAAGGUGGAGGUGGAGAAGUCUGAGGAGGAGCGCAGCAUCAGGAUGCGGAGCUUUGCUCCGCGAUGGAGUGCGGAGGCAGCGAUGCGGCGAUGCGUUCUCGCGUCUCAAAAAAGGACCUGCCUACGAAUGGAUGGCUGGCGCCCACUGGUAGGCAGCUCCACGUGCGUAUAUAAAUCGCACGAGCGCUUCACUCCUUGACCUCAACCUCCGCGUUGUGAAUGCCGCGCUGGGGUGUUGGGCCCCUGCCACGGCCAGGACAUUCGAGCCCCACCAGGCAGCCCAGCGCGACGCCGCAGACCAAGAACAAGAUCAACAAGAAGAAGAUCAAGACACCAGCGAAGACUGCAAUUAAUCCCCAUGGCUCGGUGGUGGCUGUGCUGUUUGAUGUGGCCGAACUCGUGCCCGUAUCAAUGGUCGUCGUGGCCGUCUUGGUGGUCGUCGCGGUGGUCGUCUCAGUUGUUGUCUCGGUGGUUGUCUCGGUGAUUGUCUUGAUGGUGGUAGUAGUGCUUGACGUCGCGGAACUCGUGGCCGUCCUGGUGGUGACGAUGGUGCCGCCGUCGAACACGUACACGGAGCCAGAAUUGUCGCCCUGGUCGUCGUCAUAGUAGGCCCCCACCACCACGCGGGCCCUGUCGGAGCUCACGGCCACCGCGAAUCCGAAAUUGUCGCCUGCGGCCCCAUCACUCGCCACAAGCUUGAGCAGCCUCUCGCCGGUGGUACCGUCGAACACGUGCACGGAGCCAAAUAGCUGCCCUGGUCUUCGUCACGAUAGGCCCCCACCACCACGCGGCCCCCUCGGAGUUCACGGCCACCGCAUUUCCGAAAUAGUCGUAUGCGGCCCCA